Coturnix japonica (Japanese quail) is the source of this 1309-nucleotide messenger RNA. The record is from RefSeq and is a predicted model, not a curated record. NCBI's taxonomy places the organism in Eukaryota, Metazoa, Chordata, Aves, Galliformes, Phasianidae.
CCCCAUAUAUCCCCAUAUAACCCUAUUACUGCCCCAUAUCUCCCCAUAGGACCCUUUGAAGGCCCCAAUUACCACAUUGCCCCUCGCUGGGUGUACAACAUCACGUCCCUCUGGAUGGUGUUUGUGGUGCUGGCGUCCAUCUUCACCAAUGGUUUAGUGCUGGUGGCCACGUGGCGCUUUAAGAAGCUCCGUCACCCCCUGAACUGGAUCCUGGUGAAUUUGGCCGUGGCCGAUUUGGGGGAGACGGUGAUUGCGUCCACGAUCAGCGUCAUCAACCAGAUCUCGGGGUACUUCAUCCUGGGGCACCCCAUGUGUGUGGUGGAGGGAUACACAGUGUCUGCGUGUGGUGAGUUAUGGGGCAGCUAUGGGGCAGCUAUGGGGCAGCUAUGGGGCAGCUAUGGGGCAGCUAUGGGGCUGGGGGUUAUGGGGCUGGAGGUUAUGGGGUACUUCAUCCUGGGGCACCCCAUGUGUGUGGUGGAGGGAUAUACAGUAUCAUCCUGUGGUGAGUUAUGGGGCAGAUAUGGGGCUGGGAGUGCUUGUCGCCCCAUAAGUGCCCCCCUUAGGUACUGGCCCCACGGGCUGAAGACGUCGUGCGGCCCCGACGUGUUCAGCGGCAGCUCGGACCCCGGGGUGCAGUCGUACAUGGUGGUGCUGAUGGUCACCUGCUGCUUCUUCCCCCUGGCCAUCAUCGUGCUCUGCUACCUGCAAGUCUGGCUCGCCAUCCGCGCCGUGAGUCACAGGGACACACAGUCGGAGUCGACUCAGAAGGCGGAGAAGGAGGUUUCCCGCAUGGUGGUGGUGAUGAUCGUGGCCUAUUGUUUCUGCUGGGGGCCCUACACCUUCUUCGCCUGCUUCGCCGCCGCCAACCCCGGUUACGCCUUCCACCCGCUGGCGGCCGCGCUGCCGGCCUACUUCGCUAAGUCAGCAACGAUCUAUAACCCCAUCAUCUACGUCUUCAUGAACAGACAGUUCCGGAACUGCAUCCUGCAGCUGUUCGGGAAGAAGGUGGACGAUGGUUCCGAGGUUUCCACGUCUCGCACGGAAGUUUCCUCCGUCUCCAACUCCUCCGUCUCACCCGCCUAAAGCGCCGCUUCCGGUUCCGGCUUCCGACACGACUUCCGUUUCCGGUAUACGAUACACCGACUUCCGGUCCCGGCAUCCGAGAGAUCGACUUCCGGAUUCCGGCGUCAGCUUCCGGUUCCGGCCUCCGACGCGACAGCUUCCGGUUCCGGUCCCCGCCCCCCCUCCUCCCCGCUGUACAGCCCCGCGCCGCCCGUAGCCAAUAAAAAGGCUCCGUUCAAACUCCGAA